Limulus polyphemus (Atlantic horseshoe crab) is the source of this 6780-nucleotide messenger RNA. Its product is annotated as leucine-rich repeat-containing protein 58-like. The record is from RefSeq and is a predicted model, not a curated record. NCBI's taxonomy places the organism in Eukaryota, Metazoa, Arthropoda, Merostomata, Xiphosura, Limulidae. The transcript has 6 exons. Gene Ontology annotation, molecular function: protein binding. The coding region runs from base 326 to 1495 and encodes 389 amino acids.
GUGUGUGAGAAACUCGAAAGAAAUCGGGGGUACAAGUUCAGACAUCUGUAAAAUGAUAUGAUGUCGAAUGAGAACAAUGUGCGAAUUUAAUUUGUAGGGCAAUGAAAGUACCACUGGUUGUAUUUUAACGUCUUAUUCCUGUACGUGGUUAACAAUACAGAAGUUACAAUGACGUGGCACAUGUGCUCUCAUAUUACCAUAUCCAAUAAUAGAAACCGGACCUUAAGCCUCUACGAAGUGACCUGUCUUGGCUGUUUUAGUAGACUAGUUGUGAAAAGGUAUUUCACUGGGUAAGACAAACAAAAAGCUUGAUUUUAUUUUAGCAAUGGCUAAUAUUAAUCAUGGUCGUCUGCAAGAACAAGAAACUUCUGGGGCUGCUUUAAGUGAAAAUGCAGGAAAUAACGAGGAUCGUGCUUGGUCAGUGGAUUCUGUAUUAGAUUUAUCUUAUAUGGACCUUGAUGUUGUGAGCUUGGCAGAAAACUUUGUGAAUAUUAACGAUGAUGAAUAUGUCCCUGGGUCUGUUAAAAACUCUCUACAAAUACUCUACCUUCAUCAUAACAGAUUAGAUGAUCUCCCACAGACUAUUUGUCAUUUUUUGAAUCUGCGUUUAUUAGACAUUAGCAAUAAUCAGAUGACGGAGAUACCAAAUUGUAUAGUACAACUUGUAAACCUUAAUUCAUUGAUAGCCAGGGGAAACAAUUUGAAUGAAGAUUCCUUUCCCAAAGAUUUUGGUACCUUAUUAUCUCUUGAAGUUUUGAAUAUAAGUGGAAAUGUCUUGAAAUUCAUACCUCACCAGCUGAUGAAUUUAGAAAGUUUAAAGUCAUUGUAUCUGGGAGGAAAUCACAUUGAGGAGAUUUCACAUGACAUAUGGAAGUUAGAAAGACUGGAAGUACUAUAUCUUGGAGGAAAUAAUUUACAAGAAAUUCCUGCAGAGGUUGGAAGACUUCAAAACUUGCAAGCCUUGGUUUUGUGUGAAAACCAUUUACAUAGUCUUCCACAUUCAAUAUCAAAUCUUCGACGUCUUCGAUCCUUAGCACUUCAUAAAAACAACCUUACCACUCUUCCCCCAGAGAUUGUGACAUUACGUGGUCUUGUAGAGCUGAGUUUGAGAGACAACCCCUUGGUUGUUCGAUUUGCAAGAGAAAUGACUUAUGAUCCUCCAUCUCUCUUGGAACUAGCAGCUCGUUGUAUUAAGAUCACUCGUAUAACUUAUACAAACAGUGAUCUACCUGCAAAUUUGUUUAACUACUUGGCUUUGGCUCAGAGGUGUGUCAAUCCAAAAUGUAAAGGUGUUUAUUUUGAUGCCAGAAUUGAACAUAUCAAGUUUGUGGAUUUUUGUGGUAAAUACCGCCUACCCCUACUGCAGUAUCUGUGCUCACCUUCUUGUACCAGUCAGCCAACUUAUGCUUCUUCUUCUAGCAGUUCUGAGGCUGAAGUCUCUGAUGAUGAUGAGCAGGUAGCUGCUAGUAAACUGAAACGUGUCCUUCUAGGCUGAUUGUUGCUUUAGUGCUGUCAGUUACACAAAGUUCAAAUACAAGUUCAACUUUAUUUUAGGCUUGUUUUUUGACUGUAUCACCUUAUUAAGCUUUUUUUUGUUGUAUUUUUGUAAUAAGUAACUACUGAUAGAUCGUAUAUUAUACCCAGAAAGUUUAGUUUCAAAAAUUGUUUUCCAUGUUAUGUUACAUAUUAAAGAGUAAAAUUAAUCUUUAGAAGAGUGAGAUAUGGGUUUCUGAAAUUGAAUUAUCAGAAGUGAAAAGGUAAGUUUGGUAAUACAAUUUUUGAAUUGUCUAGUGAGACCAACCAUUUACAAAGUCUUGGUAGUUAAGUUUGUUGUUAAUGUACAACUAUUAUAAAAUGUUUCAGUGUAAGGUACAUGGAAAACAACACAGGCUUGAACCUGUAUCUGUCAAGUGUUUGACUUUAGAGUUAAAUCAUUCUGAAAACUUGUAUGAGGGAAAACCUGCUAGUCAGAAAGAUAUAUUUUAAUUGUUUUAUUAUUAGAUAUUCCUUUCAGGGUGGAAAAAACCAAUCAGUGAUUAAGAUGUAAAAUUAUCCCUCACCAGCAUUAGUUAAUUUUGUGAUUCUAGUUUGUUAGUUUUGAUGAAUUAACGAAGAAACAAACACAGAAUAAUAACAUUUUUUAAAUGCUGUUUUUCUUAAAAAUAUAUAUUUUGGUAAGCAGAGUUAUCAUUAUAAAUGUUGUGCUAUUAAAUAUACAAGUUUGUAUGUAGUUUAGCAAAAUAUUUGACAGAGUGUUAUACUGCUUAUUCAUUUCUGGUGUUUAAAAACAUUCAUUAAAGAUAUAAAGUUCUGAAUUUCAUAACUGAAAUUGAAUGUUAACUAUUCAAAUGUAAAAACUGAAUCUGCUUUAAAGAAACUGGAACAAGGUGUGUUGUAUUUGGGUAUUUCAAAUUAUACAGAGUUUUCUGACAAUUACUUUGAAACAAACUUCAGAAUAUUUUAUUCCAUAUUGAGGUUACAUUUGUGACAAUUAAAAUCAAGAAUGUAUUCAACUCCCCAGAAUCACAUGCAUUAUUCUCUGCCUAAGUGGACUUUAUCAUUACAAUGAGCCGGCAGAGACCUUUUAUCGUAAGUUGAGAGUUUUAUUUAAUGUUCAAAUUCCAUAUAGUGAUCUCACCUCUAAAGUACCUUUGCACCUUCUAACAACUGGUCUAUGUUUAUUUAUGGUAAAUAACAAGCACCAUAAUUACUGAGCUACAAUUAUCAGAGAGCAUUGAAAUUUUUGUUAGGGCAACAUUUUUUAUAUGAAAAGUCGAGCAAUAACUGACGUAUGCUUCCUACCAAACAUUAACUAUUGUAUGACUACAAAACUUGAACUGUUUGUCCAGUUGCAUUUACCAGAUACACAUACAUUCCAGUGCCUUAAAUUAUAGACGAAAAUGUGAUUACUGGACGUACGUCAGCAUUUAUUAGUUUUUAUACUUAAAUAAAAAACAAUUAAUAGACUUAAAGAAUUUUUCUUUGUAACAGGUAAGCUCUCAUUUCCCAGUUAUAUAUCAAUGUUUACAUUUUAUAGAGUAACUUUCACCCAACACUUAGAUAUACCUAGUACACAUUGCAAACAGUUACUGGAUAUAUAACUUGUAUUUCAUCUUUGAACGAUAUUCAACGUAAGUAUACGUACAGAAUUUUGUUUGGCACACAUGUAAACCCUAGGUUAUCAUCACUUACCAGCCAGUUACAAGUCGUAAUCAGAAAGUUUCCUUAUAGGCAUAUAUAUAUAUAUAUAUAUACAAAAGCGUAUGGUGAACAGUUGUUUGGUUUCAUACAUAUACAUUGGAAUGAAAGCAUUAAAUAUAAGCAAAUAAAAAGAAGUUCUCUAAAAUGAUAUUCUUGUAAAAGAAAUAUUUAGUUGUGAAUUAAAGUGGAAGAUUGUUUUCUGUCACUCAGAGGAACUGCUUCUUAUUUUCAUUGAAGAAACUUUCUACUAGUCUUUCAGAAAUUUUCAUGUAGACACUAGCCCUGAUGUUACCAGAACUAGUCAGCUGUAACUAAUGAUAAAGGUUUUUAUUUUUCAUCGUGUCAAAAGACGUUGGAUUUUCUGUUUUUUGCUCAUAAUAUUGCAGCACAACGUGCAUGAAAAGAAAUUAAAAUCUUCCAUACUAAUUUGAUUCAUCAAAUUUUACUAUACUUUUAGCUCUGUGGCUUUUGUUUCACUCCUGAGAUGCAAGGAGUCUAUAGAAAUACCCACAAUAUUAGGAAUAUGGACUUAAAAGAUUGUGCAUUAAUUUACUCGGGAGUUACUAUCAAACAAAAUGUCACAUUAACUUACUCAGGAGUUACUAUCAAACAAAACGUCACAUUAAUUUACUCAGGAGCUACUAUCAAACAAAACAACAUUAAUUUACUCAGUAGUUACUAUCAAACAAAACGUCACAUUAAUUUACUCAGGAGUUACUAUCAAACAAAAUGUCACAUUAAUUUACUCAGGAGUUACUAUCACACAAAACGUCACAUUAAUUUACUCAGGAGUUACUAUCAAACAAAACAACAUUAAUUUACUCAGGAGUUACUAUCAAACAAAACCACAUUAAUUUACCCGGGAGUUACUAUCAAACAAAACAUCACAUUAAUUUACUCAGGAGUUACUAUCAAACAAAACCACAUUAAUUUACUCAGGAGUUACUAUCAAACAAAACAUCACAUUAAUUUACUCAGGAGUUACUAUCAAACAAAAUGUCACAUUAAUUUACUCAGGAGUUACUAUCAAACAAAACAUCACGUUAAUUUACUCAGGAGUUACUAUCAAACAAAACGUAAGCAUCAUAGCCCCUUUGAUUUGUGCAUAUAAAAAAAUAAUAAUACAUGAUUGAAACAUUAAAAAUGAUAGAAGUUGAACGGGUUUCUGAAAUUUGUGUGAAAGACCUUUAUAUGAUGAAUAUUAUUUAUUAAAUGUCAUGUAGUCCCAGUAAUGUUAAAAUUGUUACUCUUAUUGCAUACUUGUGAAAAUGGAAAAGUUUCCAUUCAGAAAAAAUUCAAUUGAUAAGUAUACCAAACGUACAUUAAUGUUUGAAAUACAGUUUAUUCUUGUGAGCUGGUUGCUUAGUAAAUGUAAUUGUGAAAUUUAAAAAGUUAGAACUACACCUAUGUAUUAAAUUAGGCUACUACCAGAUUUAUGCUUAUAAAUUGCAUAAAGUAAUGGAAUCAAUAUUAGAAUUUGCAUUUUAUUUAUAUCGUAACAGUAUAAUAAUAAGCAAGAAAUAUUGACAGCAACAAAGAAUUGGUUUAUUAAGUCAUAUAGUUUGUGCAUGUACGAAGCCCUCUAGCUAUUAGUUACAUAUAGUUUAUUUGGAAGUUAAACAAGUUGCUUGCUAAUUAAUAGUUUUCAUAUAAAAGUAGUAUUUUCAGUGAGUCUUGAUUAAUGCAAUUAAACUUGUAAAAAAAUCACCCAAAAUAUUGAUAAAAUAUUAAAUACAUAAAUGUAACAAUCGGUACCAGUAAGUAAAUAAACAAUCAGUAUUGGAUAGUUUUGUCUUUGUAAGCUGCAUAUGAGGAUUAUUAUGUACGGAAGCUAAUGUUACUUGAGUGUUUGUGGACAAUAAUGAGAGAAAGGGUGUUUAAAAGGUAAGAGUAAAAUUUUCCACUUACAAAGUAGAAGAAAUAAAUUGUUUUUUUUUAUUGUAGUCACAGACAAUAAAAUCUCAUGUAAGGAAAGUGUGAAAAUUAAUGCAAAAAAAACAUUGUAUGAGAUGGAAGAUAUUAGCAAGAUUAUGAGAGUAUUUUAGACUAUUUACGUAGUUACUUGUUUAUCUACCGAAUAGAACGUGUAAACUUUACGAUACAAAUAAAAAAAUAUAUAUUGAGAGAAAUAACUAAUAAAUUGUCUGUAAGAUAUAGGGUAUCCACAAAAUAUGUUAAGAUAUGUGGGGUUUGUUAAUGUAGAGAUACAUUAUAUAUAUAUAUAUAUAUAUAUGUGUGUGUGUGUGUGUGUGUAUUUACAUGUGUUAUAAAAGAGAUUUUUCUGUAUCUGCAAAAUAACUCAUUUGACUCUGUGCUACUAAACUGAUGACCCUUGACAUUUUGUUUUUAAAUAACCUCUGUUUGAGAAUUAGAAUCUCAUUUACAGUUGUGUCUGUAAAUUAUUAGUUUUAAAGAUACCAAAUAGCAUUGAUACUGAGAUUAAAGAAUAAUUGACUUAAUGUGAUAGGUGUGACAUUGAGACUUGCAGUAUUUUCCACAUUUAGAAGCAUCAAAAGUUAACUUCUAGCCAUAUUGGUAUUCAAUUUAAUUUGUCAUUUUACAAUAAUCAUAUAUAUUUGAAUAAUCAAGAGUUGGUACACGAAAAGGUUGGUUGUGGUUUGGUUUGCAAAAAUACUGUUUCUUUAACUUCAGUUUCAUAAAUUGGGAGCUUAGUAGGUUUGCCAACUACUAAAUGCCAAAAGUAAACUCUUUUUUAAAGUUUUUACAUUUUCUUUCUGAUUUUCUCCCUAAAAAUACCAGUUAACUUGCUAUAAAUCUUCAUAACUCAAACAUGUUUGGGGCUUUUGUUUUGUUUUGUAAUUCUAAUAAUUUAAAACUGUAAAAGCCAGUACUUUUAUCCACUGACUUGAGUAGUUGGCUGUUGUUUGAUAAUUCAUUGUCUGUUUUUGUUAAGUAGCAGGUAGGUAUGGAAGUACAUUGAAAUAACAGAUUAACAAUAUCUUGUACUAUAAUAUUUUGUACUGUAAGAAUAAACAGUAAAUUAAUAUUAAAAGAAAAGUGUUCAUUAAAAAGAAUUAUAAGCAGCAUUUGAACUUUAAACUUUGGGUAAAGAAUUUGAUGUAAACAAUUAUUAAAUGUAUAGAGAAAAUUGGUCAAAAAUUGAAACAUUUGAAAAUGUAACUAAAGCAACGUUUAUCACAUGAGAUAAGUUUUACUUGAAGAUAAUAAUGUCUUUUUCCUUUUCUUAUAUCGUUUGGAAGAAUGAUCAUAGUAUCUGUGUACAUUUCUUGUAGAGACAAUCAGACAUGGCAAAAACUUUGCUAUUGAUAAAGAAAAUUCACAUCAUUGAAGAACAUUUCCAGUGUAUUGAUAAUAUAAUGAAAUGCUCACUGAUAACAGCAUAAACAUCAAAUUAUUUUUAUGAUAUAACCUUACUAUUUCUAUUACUUAGAAUGUUAAAAUUCUAAACAAUUAAUGAAAACCAUCCUUUUAGCUUGUCAAGUAGUACUAGUAAAGCAACCAGUUACUGAUAGAAAUUUGUCAAGACAACUAUAUUUUGUUUAUGUUUAAUAUAAGAUCAAUGUAGUUUUUGAAAUAAAAAUUCAAAAUGUUUACUAA